This is a messenger RNA of Boleophthalmus pectinirostris (great blue-spotted mudskipper), 1269 nucleotides long. RefSeq names its product tropomyosin 2 (beta) (gene tpm2). Gene Ontology annotation, biological process: muscle contraction; actin filament organization. Gene Ontology annotation, cellular component: actin filament. Lineage: Eukaryota; Metazoa; Chordata; Actinopteri; Gobiiformes; Gobiidae. Gene Ontology annotation, molecular function: actin filament binding. The transcript is spliced from 10 exons. The record is from RefSeq and is a predicted model, not a curated record. The coding region runs from base 162 to 1016 and encodes 284 amino acids.
AGGGCAGAGAGAAAUACAACGAUAAUCCAUAAGACACUCCUUUUUCUGCUGACUCUAUGCUUCAACUCAAACAUAACAUAUGGUGGAUAUAUAAUGGGCAAACCAUGGCUACAGCGAUUUGAUAAACAAUUAUACAAUAAAAUCACUGAAUCUGAGCAAAGAUGGAGGCCAUCAAGAAGAAAAUGCAGAUGCUGAAGCUGGACAAGGAGAAUGCCAUAGACCGGGCCGAACAAGCAGAGGUGGACAAGAAAGGAGCAGAGGACAAGUGCAAACAGCUAGAGGAAGAGCUGCUGGGUUUACAGAAGAAGCUGAAGGGAGUGGAGGAUGAGCUGGACAAAUACUCAGAGUCCCUGAAGGAUGCCCAGGAAAAGCUGGAGCAGGCGGAGAAGAAGGCUACAGAUGCCGAGGCUGAGGUGGCUUCAUUAAACAGACGUAUCCAGCUGGUGGAGGAGGAGUUGGACAGAGCGCAAGAGAGGCUGGCUACUGCUCUUCAGAAGCUUGAGGAGGCUGAAAAGGCUGCGGAUGAGAGCGAAAGAGGAAUGAAGGUCAUAGAGAACAGAGCCACCAAAGAUGAGGAGAAAAUGGAGAUCCAAGAGAUGCAGCUUAAAGAGGCCAAACACAUCGCUGAGGAAGCUGAUCGCAAAUAUGAGGAGGUAGCACGCAAACUGGUGAUUCUUGAGGGUGAUCUAGAGCGUUCUGAAGAGCGUGCUGAAGUGGCUGAAGCUAAAUCAGGUGAUCUUGAAGAAGAACUGAAAAAUGUUACCAACAACUUGAAGUCCCUUGAGGCCCAGGCUGAGAAGUACUCACAAAAGGAGGACAAAUAUGAAGAGGAAAUUAGAGUUCUCACUGAAAAACUUAAGGAAGCUGAAACUCGUGCUGAGUUUGCUGAGAGGUCUGUGGCCAAACUGGAGAAGACCAUUGACGAUCUAGAAGAUGAAGUUUAUGCUCAGAAGCUGAAGGGCAAGGCUUUGAGUGAGGAGUUGGACUUGGCUCUUAAUGAUAUGACAAUGGCGUAACUUCCUCUGUUCUCCUCCUGCUGCACCCUGUCCACUGCUGUCCGCUCGUACUCUUGUCUUGUCUCAUUCCACUCUUAGAUUUGAAACUCCCACUCUUCCGUGAACUCUUCUGUUAUCUUUGUCUUACUCAACAAGUGUUUCACCACAGAAGGCUGAGUCAUUGCACAUACAGCCACAUUUUCUGAAAGACACUGCCUAUUGUUAAAUUGCUUAAUGUUUCCUGCUCCAUCUGAAAUAAAUCUUUUAAAUCCUU